UCACAAUCUCACAUACCCUUCACACAUGGCCGCCAUGGCCUUAUCAAGGGUUUCUCUGACCAAGCCCUGCAUUCUACGCCCUAGCACCCACCAGAUUCCGGCCAAUCUUUGCAAUUUCCGGCCAAAUAUUCACUCCUUUUCGGCAAAGAGAAGUUUUAUGGUGCAAAGUGCAGCUGAAUCCUCGUCUGAAGUUACAGUUGAGAGCACAUCUGAGACGCCUGCUGAGACUUCGAGGAAAUCUCCAUCUCUCAUAUCAGCAGUCAAUGUUGAGAAGGCUCUUAGAGGAAUAGCCAUAACUGAUGUGGAUCAUUAUGGCCGGCUUGGAAUAGCUAGGGGAACACCUUAUGAUCGGGUCACUGUUGCAUACAAAGAGAAAUGUGAAGAUCUAAGGAGUCAAGGAUUGGAUGAAGAGGAAACAGAUAAAGAGUUGGAACUAUUGAAGGAGUCUUAUGCAAUUCUAUCAUCUGAAGAAGAAAGGAGGUUGUAUGAUUGGAGUUUGGCAAGGAGUGAAAACCCAGGUCGAUAUGUCUGGCCUUUUGAGGUUGACAUAACCCAAGCCUCCAACAUUCCUCCACCACCAAAGGUGUGGAUUAUCCCCUCAUUGUGGGAGUGCAUGGACAUUUUGUCGAACCCGAAGAUACAGGACCAACAAAGCUGGUGGGAUACUUUUUUAUUGGAUGGUUGGUCUUAUCCUUUGCAAUGUCUAUCGCACUCCAUUGACAAGGAAUGGUCUCCACUUUUUAUGCAAGUCAACAUGCAAAAGUAGCAAAGGAGCCCUUCUAUGAUGACCACAACCCUUUCCAGGAGUUCCCGGAAUGUUGUGGGAUUGCCAACAACCAAAUUCAGGGUAGUUUUCAUGUUCAUCCUGCUAAGGUAGGUCUGAACAGCAUUUGCUUUAGACAUCAGAGACCUGGUGCUAAUACACGAGCACCUCCAACAAGUUAUGAAGUCGAUUGAGGGCCAUCUCUAGGCUCUACAAAGGAUUAGUGAUAACUGGAGAUGAGGCGCUGGGCUCUGGGCUAAUGUCCUCGACUGGAGAGGAGGGACCCAUUGCCCUUUAUUCUGGCAAAUGCAUGGAAGCUACAAACUUUUGGCGAUUUGUUUGUGCAGCUCAGGGCCGUGCGCGCUGAUGGUGGGUGUUGACUUUCGCAAUAUGGCUUAUGACCAGGUUAUUGGUUGUCUUCUUGCUUUUCUUAACGACAUUGCAAGAAACCAUAUCUCCUCCAACUGCUCCAUAGCUUGGUCUCCUCGGGAAGCCCUCUCAGAAUGGCGCUCGAGGAUUUAAAAGCAUAGACCGUGCUCUUUGCCACAAUCUCUGAUUGAGUUGGGAUAAUUUGUUCCUCGUAGUCUCAUGCCCAUGCUUAUAUGUAAUGUGCUGUUCAGCACGAGUCGAGGAACGGCACUUGGCUAGAGUGCUUUCAUAGCUACCUUUUUGAGUUACGAGCUGAGUAUGGCUAGAGUGCUUUCAUAGCUACCUUUUUGAGUCAAACCCCCUUGACACAACACUCGAGCAGCAAGAUGCACCACCCAACCAGCAUCAUGCACCACCUAGCCUCACGCACCUAGUGCACCUAUGCUACUUUGAGGCUAUUAGCGUCUACUCCCAGUGCUCCAAGUUUUAACACUAUACUCCUAUGUGAAAGGGAGGUGUGAUCCUUGGAUUAAGAGAAGUUGGUAUCAGCCUAAGGCUCUGAUACCAACCGUUAUGGGGUCAAAUGUUUGCUUAGCAUCGUGUGCCCUUAAUUUUUAGCUAGACUGCUAAGGAUCAAGUUCAGCCUUUCCUAUGCGCACCGAGUACUAGCGCACACACACACCACCCACACAAGCACAACAAGGGAUCCAUAGCCCACUUUUAUUAAAGCUGUAUGAUUACAAUGCGCAUAAGCAAAAGUACUAUAAACUACAAAGACAAUCAAAUACAAGUACGAACAUCCAAAAUAUGUAAAACUCAAAUGCUAGGAUAAUGCAAGUAAAAUAAUUUAAGGUACUAGGUUUAAAAAUUGAGGUUGAAUGUCAUGUUGUCAAUGGCAAAAGAUUUAGGGCCGGUUUGGAUGUACCUAAAAUUGGAAUAUUUUUGGAUUGCAAUCCAAAAAUCUUUUGAAAUGGAUUUUGACCGUUUGGACAUCUGCACACUUUUGCCAGAUUUUUAGAUUGAAAGAAAAAAAAAUCUAGUACUAAGGUAAAAAAUGUCAUCCAAAAAAAUUCAACUUAAGACUUGAAUUAUUUUAGCUUGAGUUGCGUUUCACGCCUCUCUCUCUCUCUCUAAGUCUCAUGCUCUUUCCUCUCCUCCCUGCGAAACCUUUCUCUCUCUGCACCCAAUGGCCAUGGCCCCAAACUUCCUCUCUCCCAUCGGCCCAAACUUCCUUUGCGAAGCCCUUCGCUCUCUACACCCAAUGGCCCCAAACGUCCUCUCUCCCAUCGCCCCAAACUUCCUCUGUGAAAUCCUUCUCUCUCUACACCCAAUGGCCAUGGCCCCAAACUUCCUCUGCGAAACCCCGUUCUCUCUACACCUGAUGGCCAUGGCCCUCGAUCUCUCAAUUCUCGCCACAACCAACAACUUCAUCAAGAAGAAGAAGAGUAUGAAGAAGAAGAGGAAUUAAGGCUGCGGCGUGGGUCUGCAGAACUUUUGAGAAUAUAUCAACACUUUGAGCAAGAGCAUCUUGGUUCCCUAAAAGCAUCUCCUUCUUUGUAGUGGCUCGCAGCUUCUAAGCAUGAGCUUUUGAGCAAGAUCCCGAUCAUCUGGGCAUUGGUGGCCUG
Molecule: messenger RNA, 2757 nt
Organism: Amborella trichopoda
Lineage: Eukaryota; Viridiplantae; Streptophyta; Magnoliopsida; Amborellales; Amborellaceae
Gene: NDHU
Product: Chaperone DnaJ-domain superfamily protein
Cellular component (GO): NAD(P)H dehydrogenase complex (plastoquinone); chloroplast; chloroplast thylakoid membrane
Source: RefSeq, a predicted model, not a curated record